Molecule: messenger RNA, 849 nt
Organism: Vicia villosa (hairy vetch)
Lineage: Eukaryota; Viridiplantae; Streptophyta; Magnoliopsida; Fabales; Fabaceae
Product: putative F-box/LRR-repeat protein 23
Exons: 2
Coding region: 1-849 (282 amino acids)
Molecular function (GO): protein binding
Source: RefSeq, a predicted model, not a curated record
AUGGCAACUUGUUCUAUUCCUCCAAAGCAAGCAAAAUGUGAUAGCAAAAUGGAGCCAAAUUGGCUUGAACUUCCUAUAGACAUCACAUCAAACAUACUCCAGAGGCUUAGCACCACAGAAAUUGUGACAAUUGCAUGCCAUCUUUGUCCUCUGUGGUGGAAAAUAUGCAAAGAUCCUCUCAUGUGGCGCACCGUUCACAUAACCAAUCCAAGGAAUGCAACCUACAAUCACGAAGAAAAGCAAAAGAUUUGUCACUUUGCUGUUAAACGAAGUUGUGGUCAUCUAGAAGAUAUUAAUAUUGCAUACUUUGCCACCGAUGAUCUCCUUGAUUCCAUAGCAGAGAAUGCCAAUAUAAGAUGCUUGAGGCUUGUAAGGUGUCUGAAUAUUUCAAAUAAAGGAUUCAGUGAAGCUGUGAGGAAACUUCCACGGUUAGAGGAGCUGGACAUUUCAUACUCCAACCUAUCGAAUUCUCUCGAUGUUAUUGGCCGUUCUUGCCCACUUUUAAAAUCCUUCAAAUUUGCAGGAGGGUUUGAAUUCCAGCGUCAUUUUUCUGCUGAAGUUAGUUUUGUUAUUGCUAAAACAAUGAAAGAACUACGUCAUCUUGAUAUUCAAGGAAGUAAGCUCUCUAACGAUGGAUUGCUUUCAAUUCUAGACAAGUGUCGUCUUCUUGAAUCUCUCAACAUACGAGGUUGUUCUAAUAUUGAUUUCACUGGAAGUUUGCGGAAAAGAUGCAUUGAGCAGAUCAGAUCUGUUCAGUCGCCGCGGUUUAAUGAUGAAGACUACACUUCUGAAGAUAAUGAUUCCGAUUUUGAUGUUUUAUUUGUAGAUUCAGAUGAAGAUGGUUAUUGA